GCCCGCCCGGCUCAGCCUCCGCGGGCCAUGAGGCGGAGCGCGCCUCCCGGCCAGCCGAGUCCGUGAGCUCCGGCGCCGGGCAGCAACUUUCCCGCAAGAUGUGAGCCGGGCGCGCGGGGCGUCCUCCCUCCUCGCGUCGCUGCAGCAGCAGCAGCAGCAGCCCCCGGCUGGCUGGCCGGCCGCCCGUCAUGGCCCCCCAGUGACGGACCGACCCGGCCGGCCAGGGACCGAGGCAGCAGCGGCGGGAUGUUCGGGCUGGAGCAGUUCGAGCCGCAGGGCAGCGGGCGGAGCGGCGAGCGCGGCGGCGGCUUCGGGCCGGGCAUGGGCUCGCACUUCAAGCCGCCCCCCUUCCACGGCGGGACCCCCGGAGGCGAGGCGGGGACCCUGGGCGCCCUGAGCGAGCCCGCCUCGGCCAUGCUGGCCAUGAACUUGAACUUGCCCGGGGAGGCGUACGGCUUCCACGCCUCCCGUGGGGGCCACGCGGACCUGCAGCAGGCCCAGCCGGUGCACGGCUUCUUCGGCGGCCAGCAGCCUUCGCACGGCGCCCACCAGCAGCCGCCGCCGCCGUCGCACUUCGGAAGUGGCGGCUUCGGGGCCGAGCCCAGCGCCUCCUGCCUUCACGGCGGCCGGCUCCUCAGCUACCCAGGCGGCCAGCAAAGCUUCGCUGCCGACGGCUACGAGCAGCAUCUGGCGGAGGGCCAGGCAGGCGCGGACGGCUUCGGGCAGCAGAGGGCAGGGCCCCUCCAGGACUUCCAGCCGCCGCAGCAGCACCACAAUCCCGGCGUGCCGGCGCCCUGCCUGCCGCUGGAUCAGUCGCCCAACCGCGCGGCCUCCUUCCACGGCCUGCCAGGAGCCGCCACCUCGGAGUCGCACGGCCUCGACUCGCAGAGGCGCCUCCCCAGCCAAGCAGCGGCCGCCGUGGAGUCCCUGGAGUACAGUUACCCGAGCGGCGAGAGUCAUUUCGACCUGCCCGUCUUCUCGCCGUCGGAGGCCGACGGGCAGCUGCCCCACUACGGGGCCAGUAGGCAGCAAGUGCCGCCAGGCGGGGGGAACUUCCCCGGGCCCUCCUCGGCCUUGACCCGAGGGCCCGGCGGCCUCGGCAAGGUGCACCCCCAGCAGCAGCAGCAGCAGCAGCACGGCGGCGGCGUGUUUUUCGAGAGAUUUGGGGGCGCUCGCAAGAUGUCGGUGGGCCUGGAGCCGAGCCUGGGCGCAGGCAGGCACCCUUUAAUGCAGCAGCCCCCGCCGCCGGGGGCCCUGCUGGCCAGACAGAACUCGUGCCCGCCGGCGCUGCCCCGGCAGCAGCUGUGCCCCGAGGGCAACGCGGCCAACCCCGGCCUUCAGGACGGCGGCCCCCUCCUGCAAGGCCAGCACGCGCAGUUCGAGUACCCCAUCCACCGGCUGGAGAACAGGAGCCUGCAGCAUCCGUACGGGCCGGGCGAGCCGGUCUUCAGCGUUCACCACCACCCGCCGGCUCAGCAGCCUCCCAGCCAGCGGCUGCAACACUUCGACGCCCCCCCCUACAUGAACGUGGCCAAGCGGCCCCGCUUCGACUCCUGGAGCGGCGGCGGCAGCGGCGCGGGCAUGCACAGCGCCAGCCUGGACAGCCACCUCUCGCCCUCGGCCGCCUACCCGGGUCUGCCGGGAGACUUCACGCCGCCGGGGCCCGAGAGCUUCCAGCCGCCGGGCGCCGACCACCAGGCGGCUCUCCAGCAGCAGCAGCAGCAGCGCCAGAACGCCGCCCUGAUGAUCAAGCAGAUGGCGGCCUCUCGCAGCCAGCAGCAGCAGCAGCAGCGCCUCCGCCAGCCCAGCCUGCAGCAGCUGAGCCACCACCACGCGGGCCACCACCACCACCACGCGGGCCACCACCACGGCGAGCCCGCCUUCGAGGCGCAGGAGGGCGCCUGGUUCCCGGCGCCGCAUCCUCCCUCGGCUGCGCCGGGCGCAGGGGACUUGCUCUUCCGGCCAGGCGCGGGCGGCAUGCCGGGCUUGCAGGAGCCGCCGCCGCCGCCGCUGCGGAUUCCGUCGGGGGGCGAAGGACACGUGCCCUCGCCGGGCAGCCUGCACGGUCAGUUUGGCCUGAGCCCGCCCUCGGAGCGCAGCAGGCCGGGCCCGCCGGACUUCGCGACCCAGCAGGGCUUCCCCUUCGGCGCCGCCAGCCGCCAGGCCACCCCGCACAGCGCCUCGCCCGCCUCCUACGGGCCCCCGACGGACUUCCAGCCCUCUGGGCCGCCGCCGCCGCCCCGGCCGCCGCAGUCCAGCAGCAAGCUGGGCGCGUUGUCUCUCGGCUCCUUCUCGAAAGGGAGCGUGGCGGGCGGGGUGGCGGGGCCUCCCGGCAGCGGCGGCGGCGGGGCGCCGGGCCCCAAGGAGAGCAGCGGCCUCUUCGGGCAGAGCUGCCUGGCGGCCCUCUCGACAGCGUGCCAGAACAUGAUCGCCAGCCUGGGCGCGCCCAACCUCAACGUCACCUUCGGCAAGAAGGGCGCUCCGGCCGCGGGGAGCGGAGGCGUCGGGGCGGGGAGCGAAGGCCCCAAGCGGAGCAAGCUCGGCCCGGCCGAGCCUCCCGAGCCGGGCAGCGGCGGACCUCAGCCGCCCGCGCCGGCCCCGCCGGCCCCGGGCGAGAGCGGCCUGUCCCCCAAUUACUCGCCCGGCCCGGGCCCCGACGCCAAGGCAGGAGGCGGGCGCGGUCGGGGGCGCAGGAAACGGGACAGCGGGCACGUCAGCCCGGCCGCCGGAGGGGGCGGCGGCAGCAGCUUCUUUGACAAGUACGGCCCCACGGCCGGGGUGGAAGGCGGGAGUCCCGGGCAGGGGGCAGAAAGAGGGGGCGGCACUCCGCAUCUCCACGAGCCCCACAAGGCGCUGAGCUCGCCCCCGUCGGCUUGGGCCAAGGGAGGCGGCGGCGGCGACCUCCUCCUGCCUCCUCCGCCGCCGCCUCUUUCCGAGCAGCCCGAGCUGCUGCCCUCCCUGGAGAAGGCGGACUCCUGCUCGCCCCGCGGCGCAGGCGACUUCCCCGACGAGGCCGGCAACGAGGACCAGGUGUCUUCGAGUUCCGACAACCAGCUGGCCAAGGGCUGCCCGGCGGGGCGCAGCCCGGUGCAGCCCCGUCCGGGGGACCACGCACUACUGAACGGACAGAAGGCCUCCCUGGCCCAGCUCAGCCUCCACGCCGGCAGCAACUCUACCUCCAGCCCCGACAGCUACGGCGGCGGCCCCCCCGCCGGCGCCCCGGUGCAGGACGAGAUCCACCCUCUGGAGAUCCUGCAGGCGCAGAUCCAGCUGCAGCGGCAGCAGUUCAGCAUCUCCGAGGACCAGCCGCUGGGCCUCAAGAGCGCCAAGAAGCCCCCCGACGGCCCUGCCGGAGCCGCGGGCGGCGGCAGCCAGAGCGGCGACAGCGCCGAGCUGAGCAGCUGCUGCGCCGCCGCCAGCGCCGCCGUCGAGAGCGGCAAGGGCGCCAUGAGCACCAUCGACCUGGACUCGCUGAUGGCCGAGCACUCGGCCGCCUGGUACCUGCCCAGCGACAAGGCCCUCCUGGAGGGGCAGGACGACGACGACAAGGCCCUGGCGCCCUGGGAGAAGGCCAAGCCGCCCAACCCCAGCAAAGAAGCCCACGACCUCCCCUCAAGCAAGUCCUCGGCCGCGGCACAGAGUGGCAGCCAUUUGCAGUGCCUUUCUGUCCACUGCACGGACGACAUGAGCGAAGCGAAGGGCCGGACUGCGGUGCCAACGUGGAGAUCCCUGCACUCGGACAUCUCUAACAGAUUUGGGACUUUUGUGGCUGCCCUGACUUGAAGAAGAAGUGGGGGGGGGAGGAUCUUUUCUUCUUUUCUUUUCUUUCUUUUUUUGUUUAAAGGGCCACUCCUGCGAGUCGGACUCUUUUUCUAGGUUGGUACCUGCUUAGCGGCAUAGAGACUGGAAAGGGUUAAUUUAAAAUAAAGCUCACCUUGAUUUUUAAAAAAA
Messenger RNA from Podarcis raffonei (Aeolian wall lizard), 3951 nucleotides. It is a transcript of the gene MN1, whose product is annotated as MN1 proto-oncogene, transcriptional regulator. Gene Ontology annotation, biological process: regulation of DNA-templated transcription. The transcript has 2 exons. The record is from RefSeq and is a predicted model, not a curated record. Lineage: Eukaryota; Metazoa; Chordata; Lepidosauria; Squamata; Lacertidae. The coding region runs from base 247 to 3783 and encodes 1178 amino acids.